AUGCUGUCAGCGACGCGCCGACAACGCGUUUACAAUAAUCACACAUUCUUGGCUACUAUUGAAAACUACGAAGCCUCAAUUACCGCAGAAGUGAGUGAAAAUGGCGAAUUCAUCUGUCCUGUUUGCUGCAAUAAUCUUAAAGGAUACAAAAGCUUUGUAAACCAUGUGACGCAUCAACACCCUGCGCUAGCAAGGCCUCAACCACUCGAAAGCAAGCGCAGCAUCGAGCGUUUUUCUUUUGAUGAAGGCUGCUCAAGCGUUUUGCAAGGAAGUAACGAUAAUAAGAAGCAGAAAUAUGGAGGCCUGGCAAAAUACCAUGAUUUUGUACCAGCAAAGCUUUUAAUAAAACAGCCAGCUAGUAACAUGGCCAGAAACACUAUGUAUCUGCUCCUUUUUAUCAAUGGCCCAUCCAGAAACACGCUCAAUAGCUCCGUUACUUCAAAUGCAAAUUUUGAAGCACAGCUUGUUUUCAGCAGUACCGAUCCUUGUAAUAAUACAGCUACCAUUACAGCAUCUAAUAAGGCAAGCAAUAACCUAUCAAGCCUUUACAGUCAAGUUCAAAAUGGUCGCUAUUCUAAAGCAUUUAGUAUUUUUGGUCCAUUUGUAAAGCUAAAUAGGGACUUGGAGGAGGCUCUCGGCUGCAGUUUUUCUCAUCGAAAACAUCUACUUUCACUGAUUCCAGCUUUGUUUGUUGGAGGCGUCAUUCAGGCAAAAAACUUUGUUCUUAUGAUAACCUCUUGUGAGCUAUAUGCUCGGGAUGCUAAUAUUGAUGAGCAUUUGGAGUCAAAUAGGGGCGUCUUUCCUUACAUGUUUGAAGCAGAGUCUAGAAGAUACAAAGGUAUUACUAUUAAAGUUAUCUAACAAUCUGAUGGAGGGACAAUCAUCAACAAACUUCAUUGGGCACUAUGCAAUUUAAUUUGUUAGUAACGGGAAGUCUGAUUCUAUACCCAUAGCUUUCGAAUAUCACUUCUAUUGGGCUAGGUUGUAAUACGUUUCUCGUAAAUGAAAAGAUGAAUGAAUAUGUACUAAUAUUUUCAGAGAAGAACAUAUGAAAAUUCAUGAUGAAGUUUGCCGACGCCUCAAGCAUUAGCCCAAAGAUACCAAAAAUCGAAGAUGUGCGUCAACUUACUACGCUGCUACGACGUCCCUCUGCAUAUCUUUACCGAUCUCAUCUUCUAGAAGAUCGGUUAUUACACCCGGUAAUAAUAUUUACCUUAUCAAAAUACCAUACAAAAAGCUUCAGAGAAAAGCCGUAUAAAUGAUGACAAUGGUAUUAUUGAUCGACCCAGUCUCUGUCUCGAUAAAACGCAAAUAGG
Messenger RNA from Rhizopus microsporus ATCC 52813, 1316 nucleotides. RefSeq lists its product as uncharacterized. The transcript has 2 exons. The record is from RefSeq and is a predicted model, not a curated record. Lineage: Eukaryota; Fungi; Mucoromycota; Mucoromycetes; Mucorales; Rhizopodaceae. The coding region runs from base 1 to 861 and encodes 286 amino acids.